This is a messenger RNA of Eutrema salsugineum, 1007 nucleotides long. RefSeq lists its product as uncharacterized. The record is from RefSeq and is a predicted model, not a curated record. The transcript is spliced from 2 exons. Lineage: Eukaryota; Viridiplantae; Streptophyta; Magnoliopsida; Brassicales; Brassicaceae. Bases 101 to 802 code for a protein of 233 amino acids.
UCCAAUUCCAAAAAAGGUUUUCCUUUUCGCCUAUUUAAUCUCAACCCAUUUCAUAUAACGUCAAAAACAUUAUUGGGUUUCCAUUAACAACUAAACAAAAAUGGGUUUUGCUAAUGAUCAAGAUCGGUUCUGUUCAACGCCUAAGCUUCCUCUGUUUUCAUAUCCGAUGAACAGAGCAUAUGAAACUCCGGGAUUAGCUACACCGCCGGUUAAUAUUGCGGGAUCUGUUCCUUUUCUAUGGGAAGAAGCUCCGGGAAAGCCUCGUUCUUCCAUCAGAAAACCGGCGAGAUCGAACCAAACCGGAGAAAAAAGAGGAGCCGCGAGAUGCUUGGACCUUCCUCCGAGGCUGCUUUUGCCCGGAGAAUCUUGUAAAUCGUCGACGGCGAACGAGCCUUCUCCGACGACUGUUCUCGAUGGUCCUUGCGAUUUACGUCGCCGUUCGCUGUCGCUACCGAGGUCGGCGUCUGUAAUUAGGAAGCUGAGAGGUGUUCCGGCGCCGGCGAAGGAAAAGAGAUUGUUUGGGUCAAGUAGAUGGGGAAGUUUUGGGAAAUGCAAAGAGGCUUCGGAGGGUAUUUUCGACUUUUCACGUUUCAGAGACGAAGGUUGUGAUUGCCGGAGGGAUUGGGCCGGAGGAGGAGGUUAUUUCGCCGGCGACGACGGCACAAAAGUGAAACUUUUUACGGUUAAAAGGAAAGGAAGCCUUUUUAAUCUCUCUCACACAACAAAGUCAGAUUUCUGGGCAAGGGUUUACGAAGGGUUUAAGCAAGUGAUUCCAUGGAGGCGUAAGCAAGAGAAUCUGUAAAGGAUGAAUUCUUCCACUAUUUAAAUCGAAUCUCUCUUAAAAAUUUCUUCUAAUUCUAUAACUGAUUAAUAUACUAAUUAACUAGUCUGAUCUUGUGUAUACUUUAUUUAUAUACAAUCUGUCAAGGAAACAAUCUAUAUUAAGUACAAUUUACAAUGAAAAUUAGGGGUUUCACUUUUUAUCUUCCUUACAUUUCAUUUUAUAU